CGCACAGUCGUUUUUUUGUACAAUAAAACUCGCCGUUAAUCCUUUUUCACAUCUCUUCGGCGAUUCUUUGUCGGACGGCUUCGAGUAUUCAGUUCUACCCAGUAUCCAGUUUUCGCACAGAUUUUUAAUCAGUAAGCUUUCCUUCCCGAAUACGAAAUAUGGAGGCUGUGAUGAGAGUGUUAAUUCUAACUGUUACUGGAGUUGCGGUAUAUUGUCCCUAUUUGGUCAAGACAGCAACCAAUCCGGCUCAGGGAAAUUCGCCAUUUGCUCUCGAUCCGUUCAUGGGCACAUACGACAUGCUUAUGUCAACGUGCACCGCCAGCUUCUUCGAAUUUGCCGAAUCGAUCAUAGGCGUACCACAUGAUGUUGUGGCCGGUGGCGAACGGAUUGUGUUCAACAAAAGCAUCGAUAAUCAGAGCUACAACCAGUAUAUGAUGCGCAACGUAUCCACCUACGGCAUGACGUCGCAUUUCGUCCUGGGCCAGCAGGGCAGCACGGAUGCCGGCAAUGGUCAUCUGGAGUACUUCUAUUCCAUGCCUAAUGCAUCCUGCAUCAUCGGGUGGUAUUCAUUUCCUUUUGCCAAUUUCUCCAUCACCUACAACUUCCUGCUCGAUGGCAGCGGAUUUCAGGAUCAAAUUAAUGUGACCUUCCCGCGGUAUCAAACGUCAAGGUGCUUUUUUAAUCGAACGGAUAAGCCGUACUGAUAAAUACAGCCGACUACCUGCUCCCGGGAGUAAAAGCUUAAAAGAUUCUUUUGGAUCCAGUUACUAGGCUGGGAUUCAAGUUACUUACGUAAUUACGUGUCAGAAUGUGCGCGCAGGUAAUACUUGUAGCUAACUUGCCAUUUGCCAACCAUGAUACUGGUAACCAUGAUACAUCUCGUACAAAUAAUUGAGCCGGUAUACUUCUAGUUAUAUGAAUACUGAUUAUCUGUGCCAGGACUUCGGCCCUGUCCUUUGAGGCAAAGGAUCUCGGCUUCUACUUCACCAAUUUUGUUGCUUUAAAGUACAUCAAAAUUCUCUAGGCGUAGCGGUGGAUCCAAGAUUGUUGACGUUUUGCCCAAAUCAUUUGUCUAGGUCCAGUGGUCAAUCAUAAGCUUGUUACCAUGGACGCGAUAAGAAAUGCACACUGUUCUAACACAACUUGACCCAGAACAGUAGCAAUAUCUGAGCUGCUACUUAACAAUAAGUACGAGUACAAUAAAAGUAAAAAAU
Messenger RNA from Paramacrobiotus metropolitanus, 1214 nucleotides. RefSeq lists its product as uncharacterized. The record is from RefSeq and is a predicted model, not a curated record. The transcript has 3 exons. Bases 159 to 704 code for a protein of 181 amino acids. NCBI's taxonomy places the organism in Eukaryota, Metazoa, Tardigrada, Eutardigrada, Parachela, Macrobiotidae.